AUGAUUGUGCGAGACUUGCUUCACGCACCAGGUUCCCGUCGCAGGGACUCGGUUCAGCUGCCGUGCUCCACUGUUUUUGCGGAGGGACGAAGUGGGAGUGCUGAUCGGUUAGGGGAAGUGGGCCCUCUGGUCUUUGGCAGUGUCGCUGUCGGCACAGUACAGCCGAGUAUGUCGCGGAUAUGGUGUUUCACCGAUUGUGAGGGUAGACGGAUGUGGAUCGGUGCUUCGAGUAUCAAGUGCUAUGAUAAGUGUGAGCUCUGA
This is a messenger RNA of Bipolaris zeicola 26-R-13, 261 nucleotides long. RefSeq lists its product as uncharacterized. NCBI's taxonomy places the organism in Eukaryota, Fungi, Ascomycota, Dothideomycetes, Pleosporales, Pleosporaceae. Bases 1 to 261 code for a protein of 86 amino acids. The record is from RefSeq and is a predicted model, not a curated record. The transcript has a single exon.